Molecule: messenger RNA, 3817 nt
Organism: Dipodomys spectabilis (banner-tailed kangaroo rat)
Lineage: Eukaryota; Metazoa; Chordata; Mammalia; Rodentia; Heteromyidae
Gene: Ncapg
Product: non-SMC condensin I complex subunit G
Exons: 20
Coding region: 55-3108 (1017 amino acids)
Biological process (GO): mitotic chromosome condensation
Cellular component (GO): cytoplasm; condensin complex; condensed chromosome
Source: RefSeq, a predicted model, not a curated record
UUGGGCCGACUGCGGGGCGCCGCGGCCUUGCUGGGGUUCUGUCGUUCCGCCGCCAUGGGAGCCGAGAAGAGGAUGCUGCCCAUCAAGGAGGCUUUUCAGCUGGCGCAGCAGCCGCACCAGAACCAGGCGAAGCUGGUGGUGGCUCUGAGCCGCACUUACGGCAAGGUGGAUAAUAAAACAGUUUUUCAUGAAGAGUUUGUUCAUUACCUGAAAUAUGCCAUGGUGGUCUAUAAACGUGAACCAGCUGUGGAGCGUGUGAUAGAAUUUGCAGCCAAGUUUGUCACUUCAUUUCACCAAUUGGAUACCAACAAUGAUGAAGAAGAGGAAGAUGAUGGCAUUUUAAAUUAUUUGUUUACUUUCCUGUUAAAGUCUCAUGAAGCAAACAGCAACGCGGUCAGGUUUAGAGUAUGCCAACUCAUAAACAAGCUUCUGGGAAGUAUGCCAGAAAAUGCCCAGAUCGAUGAUGAUUUGUUUGAUAAAAUUAUGGAAGCUAUGCUUAUUAGAUCGAAAGAUAAGAUUCCAAAUGUGAGAAUACAGGCAGUUUUGGCUCUUUCUCGACUCCAGGAUCCCAAGGAUGAUGAGUGCCCAGUGGUUAAUGCAUAUACUACUUUGAUUGAAAAUGAUUUGAAUCCAGAAGUUAGGAGAGCAGUGUUAUCAUGUAUCGCACCAUCAGCCAAGACUUUGUCAAAGAUUGUAGAGCGCACCAAAGAUGUGAAAGAGACUGUCAGGAAGUUGGCUUAUCAGGUUUUAGCUGAAAAAGUUCAUAUGAGAGCGAUGUCCAUUGCUCAGAGAGUAAUGCUCCUUCAACAGGGUCUCAAUGACAGAUCAGAUGCUGUGAAGCAAGCCAUGCAGAAGCAUCUUCUCCAAGGCUGGUUACGCUUCACUGAAGGAAAUAUCUUGGAGCUGCUUCAUAGGUUGGAUGUAGAAAAUUCUUCUGAAGUGGCAGUCUCUGUUCUCAAUGCUUUAUUUGUAGUGACUCCUCUCACUGAACUUGUGGAGAUCUGUAAAAAUAAUGAUGACAGGAAAUUGAUCCCUGUGGAAACAUUAACUCCUGAAAUUGCUUUAUAUUGGCGUGCCCUCUGCGAUUACUUGAAAUCAAAAGGAGAUGAAGGUGAAGAGUUUUUAGAGCAGAUCUUGCCGGAGACUGUAGUAUAUGCAGAGUAUUUACUCAGUUAUAUCCAGAGCAUUCCAGCAGUUGACGAGGAACAGAGAAAUGAUUUUUCGUACAUUGGAAACUUGAUGACAAGGGAGUUCAUUGGUCAGCAGUUGAUUCUAAUGAUCAAGUCUUUGGAUACUAGUGAAGAAGGAGGACGGAAACGACUGGUGGCUAUUUUGCAGGAGACUCUGACACUACCCACAACGCCAAUAUCCCUGGUUUCUUUGCUUGUUGAAAGGUUACUCCACAUCAUCACAGAUGACAGUAAGAGGACACAGAUUGUUACAGAAAUUAUCUCAGAGAUUCGUGCACCCAUUGUUACGAUUAGUGUUAAUCCAUCUGAUACAAGAAAAAAAGAACUCAAGGUGGCUGAAAUAAAAGUUAAACUUAUUGAAGCGAAAGAAGCUUUGGAAAAUUGUAUUACCUUACAAGAUUUUGAUCAGGCAUCAAAAUUAAAAGAAGAAAUAAGAGCACUGGAAAAUGCCAAAGUAGAGCUGUUGAAAGAAACAGAACAACUUGAAAUUAAAGAAGUCCAAACAGAGAAGAAUGAUGUGGAGACACUACAAAAGUGUCUUGUUCUGUGCUAUGAACUGUUGAAGCAGAUGUCCAUUUCUACUGGGAUCAGUGCGACCAUGAAUGGAAUCAUUGAAUCUUUGAUUCUUCCUGGAAUAGUAAGUAUUUAUCCGGUAGUAAGGAAUUUGGCUGUUUUGUGUCUGGGAUGUUGUGGACUACAGAAUCAAGAUUUUGCCAGUAAACACUUGGUGUUACUGUUACAGGUUUUGCAAAUUGAUGAUGUCACAAUAAAAAUCAGUGCUUUAAAGUCAAUCUUUGACCAACUGAUGACGUUUGGAAUUGAACCAUUUAAAACUAAAACCAUCAAAGCUCCUCAAGGUGAAGGUGCAGAAAUCCGCAGUAAUGAUGAGCUGGACGUCAAAGAAGCCGAGGAGGCCACCGCUGCCAAGAAUGUUCUAAAGCUUCUUUCGGAUUUCUUAGACAGUGAGGUUUCUGAACUCAGGACAGGAGCAGUGGAAGGCCUAGCCAAGCUGAUGUUUUCUGGGCUUUUGGUCAGCAGCAGGAUUCUUUCUCGUCUCAUCUUGUUGUGGUACAAUCCGGUGACAGAAGAGGACAUUCGACUCCGACAUUGUCUGGGGGUGUUUUUCCCCAUGUUUGCGUAUGCCAGCAGGAUUAACCAGGAGUGCUUUGAAGAAGCCUUUCUUCCAACUCUGCAAACACUGGCUAAUGCGCCUGCAUCAUCUCCCUUAGCUGAAAUAGAUAUCAUGAAUGUUGCCGAGUUGCUCGUAGAUCUGACAAGACCUAGUGGACUGAAUCCUCAAGCCAAGAAUUCCCAAGAUUACCAAGCUUUAACAGUACAUGACAAUUUGGCUGUGAAAAUCUGUAAUGAGAUCUUAACAAGUCCAUGCUCACCAGAAAUUCGGAUCUAUACGAAAGCUUUGAAUUCUUUAGAAUUAAGUAGCAGUAUUUCCAAAGAUCUUCUGGUUCUCUUGAAUGAGAUUUUGGAGCAAGUUAAAGAUAGAACAUGCCUGAGAGCUUUGGAAAAGAUCAAGAUUCAGUUAGAGAAAGGAAACAAAGAAAUUGAUGACCAACCUAUAGAAGUACAGGAUGCCAGCGCCACUGUACCUGCUCCUCCGCAGGAAGAUGAAGAUGAAGACAAUAAAGAAGCAUAUAUGACUCCUUUGAGGGAUACAAAAGCAUCAAAAUCCACACAGCAAAGGACUAACCGAGGUCGGAGAAAAGUGACAGCGUCAGCCAGGACAAACAGAAGACGCCAGACUGCUGAGGCUGGCUCUGAAAGGUGUGUGACACAAUUCAUAAACAAGAGAAGCUCCUCUUCUUUGUUGUUUGUGUUGUUUUUUUGGUGUAAAGUAGAAAAAAAUGUAAUUUUCCUCCUGGUGAGAAAACUCAGUAAAGAAGAUAGCAAAAAUUGUAAGUAGCCAGGACUUCGGAAAAUAAUCUAACAUUCCUCUAUGAAGAGCCUUUGCUUUCUUAUCUUGCACAGUUGUAUCUAAAAUUCAGCAUAGUCGUUAGUAUUUGGUAGUCAUCUUGAAUAUGUUCUCUGUGUGUGCAUAUUGUCCUAAUUACAUGACCUUGUGAGUAUUAUUCCCUUUGAGCUUGAAUUAGCAAAGUCUUGAGUUGGGUUCUUUUCCUUCACGAUGAUAGAACACUGUGCCUACAGCGUUCGUGGCUGUGUGACAGAGCACCUACCAAAAGCUAAGGCCAAGCUGUUGUUCAAGCUGACGCUUUGUGGCUACCUUGCAUUUCUACUACUAUUUUUAGAUUUUGUCCUGUUUAAAGUACCUUUUUUUCCCCAGAAAAAAUCUUAUUUACAGUUUCAGGAAUUAAGUAAGUGAAGAUAAUUUUUUCAGUGUUGUUUCAAAAAUCCGUUUCAGAACUAUCACAGCCCUGUGCAAUUAUCAGCUUUCUUAUAGAAAUUUGGUGUUCAUUUCAUACAGUUUAUAGAAAGUCAGCUAGGUGUCCCCUAAUUCACUGGUCUAUUCCGGUUAUUGCUUGAGAUUUUAGUUUUAAGUUUAGUUAGUGGAAUUAGGCUAUGGACUACCCAAUGAUAGAAUUUCAGAAAUGGAAAGUUUUAUUUAUAAAUGAACUUGUUUUAAAGCUUGUGCCUAAAGUAUAUUUUCAACCUCU